AUUUUUCCUUGGUUUUUUCGGUAAACCAUGAUAAAUUAGGUCCUUGGGCACCUCGGCAAGAUCUAGAGUUGUUUAUAUGAGAAUUCUGAUAUCGAAGGUCGUGGGAAGGAGAACAAAAAUACAAUUUCAACAAUCUAUAGCUGCAGGGAGCCGGCACAAUGGGAGUGGAGAAGCAAUUGUUGAGGGCUGGAACCGGUCCGAAACCCGUUCCUGGUCAGACUGUCACCGUCCACUGCACGGGCUUCGGUAAAAAUGGUGAUCUCUCACAGAAGUUUUGGAGCACAAAAGAUCCUGGGCAGGAGCCUUUCUCGUUUAAAAUUGGCCAAGGUGCAGUAAUCAAAGGAUGGGAUGAAGGUGUGUUGGGGAUGCAAGUAGGAGAAAAUGCUCGUCUUCAGUGCUCUCCUGACUAUGCAUAUGGUCCUAAUGGAUUUCCAGCAUGGGGAAUACUGCCCAAUUCGGUUUUGGUUUUUGAAAUUGAAGUCCUUAGAGUGCAGUGACCACAUUUUUUUUUUUUUCGAGAGUUGGUAACAAUCCAGGAAAUCAUUUGACUAUCCUUUACAUAAUUUCAUGGAUCAUAUGCUUAGUUUCUUGAUCUAUGAACACCUUUGAGUUUUUGAUUUCGUGAACUCAAUUCUAUAAUUUCAUAUUUACAUCAGUUAUGACGACAACAGUUUCUUCA
Molecule: messenger RNA, 679 nt
Organism: Macadamia integrifolia
Lineage: Eukaryota; Viridiplantae; Streptophyta; Magnoliopsida; Proteales; Proteaceae
Product: peptidyl-prolyl cis-trans isomerase FKBP12-like
Exons: 5
Coding region: 159-497 (112 amino acids)
Molecular function (GO): peptidyl-prolyl cis-trans isomerase activity
Source: RefSeq, a predicted model, not a curated record